Molecule: messenger RNA, 1683 nt
Organism: Paramecium octaurelia
Lineage: Eukaryota; Ciliophora; Oligohymenophorea; Peniculida; Parameciidae
Source: the annotation of a GenBank genome assembly
AUGCAAAUAACCACGUCACUUAUCCAAGCCUAAAGAGAUGCUUUAACUCCAAUCCUAAAGCCAGACAUAAGAAUUCCUUGGAAAAUACUCUGUUAUGAUUCCUACUGUGAAAAAAGAUUGUCCACUAUUUACAGAGUAGGAGAUCUGAGAGAAAUGUGCAUUACUCUUCAUUUCAAUCUUGACCAAAAUCGAGAGAGAUUACACGGAGUCACAGCAAUUUAUUUCAUACAACCAAUACAAGCUAGCAUUGAAAAAUUGGUUGAAGACUUUAAUCGAGAUCUUUAUUCAGAAGUGUACAUUAAUUUCUCAUCUCCUGUUGAAAACACUUUAUUAGAAUAGAUGGCCAAAGAACUUAGCAAAAUUAGUGGAGCUGUCUAAAAAAUAUAAAAAGUAUACGAACACAAUCUUGACUUUGUUGCUCUCAAUCAUAAUUUCUUUAAUCUAGAAAAUCAAGUUGUAACUGGAUUGUUUUCUAUUAUUAUGGCUCUUAAAGUCUAACCAUUGAUUCUCUUCCAAAAGAAUUCUAAAAUUGAGCAAAUUGCAAAAGAAUUGAUUGAAAAACUCAAAUUAUUUGAAUUCAAUUCUGAUUACCCUCUUCUAGCAAUCAUAUUACCAGACAGAGAUAUAGAUCUAAACACCUUAAUAAUGCAUUCAAAUACCUAUGGAGCAUUGCUACAUGACACUCUCAAUAUUAAAUACAAUAAAGUUAAAUUGGAGGAUCAAGUAUAUGAUCUAUCUCCUCAAUAUGAUAAUUUAUGGCUCUAAGCCUGCAAUAUGGCUUUGCCUGAUGCAAUUGAUAAAAUUGAUAAUGAAUUAAAUGACUGGAACACUCAAUAUUAAUAGGUCUCAUAAUAAAAUUAAGAAAUUUCAAGUGCUCUCAAUGCAAUUGAUUUAGUGCCUUAAAUGAAUCAAUAAAAAAAGAUGGUUGACUCGCACAUUAAUUUGGCCAAAUAAUUGACCUAAAUUGCUAAAUAGAAGUCACUUGAUAAAUUUUAUCAACUGGGUUAAAGUAUCUUAUAAAAUGAUACUGUGUCAAUCAAUGAUUAUCCACAAUCAGAAGAUAAUCAGAUUGAGUAAUCUAAGGAAAUUGAUAAACUCAGAUUAUUGAUUCUAAUGUUAUUAAACAAUUACAAUUAAUAGGAAUUUAAGAAAUUUGAAUAGCUGUUUUAAAUUAAAAGUGAAAAAUAUUAGAACAUUCUUUCGAAUUUUAAAUAAAGAGUAGCAUCCAAUUAAAAUAAUAAAUAACAAAGCGUUUAUAAAUCCUUAUUUGCUGCUAUCACAUCCAAGAUGCCUAAUUCUGGAAAGGUUAUAUUGAAAAAUGUUUAAAAUCUUUUUUUGCAAAGUAAAUGUUUAAUCCUAUUUUGAUAGGAGGAAAGAAGUCUUCGAUUGUGUAAAUGUUAGAAAACCUAUUUUUAAACGAACUGAAAAUCGAUGAAUUAUAAUCAAUUUUGACAAUGUAUGAUUCCAGAGUCAAGAAUAUUUCAGUAUUUCUCAAUUCUAUUUUAGAGAUUAGAAUUCGGUUUAUUGUCUACAAUCAAAGGCAUUUUGGUAUGCUUUACAGAAGGAGCCUGUUAUAAUGAGUAUGCUGAGUUAAGUGAUUUUGCUAAAAGCAUAAAUAAAGUGAUAAUUUACGGUGGAAAUAAAAUAUAUAAUGCAGAGGAAUUUUUAGUCUAAUUUCAAUGA